This is a messenger RNA of Phymastichus coffea, 1679 nucleotides long. RefSeq names its product NADH dehydrogenase [ubiquinone] 1 alpha subcomplex assembly factor 2. Gene Ontology annotation, biological process: mitochondrial respiratory chain complex I assembly. NCBI's taxonomy places the organism in Eukaryota, Metazoa, Arthropoda, Insecta, Hymenoptera, Eulophidae. The record is from RefSeq and is a predicted model, not a curated record. The transcript has 3 exons. Gene Ontology annotation, cellular component: membrane. The coding region runs from base 1073 to 1534 and encodes 153 amino acids.
AUAUUCUAUCAUUCAAUAAUAAUCGUAAACUUCUAUAAACACAAACAUGACAUCUGCAAACGUGAUGCAACGCAUAACAAUCAGCGGGUUUCUCUUAAUCACACAGAUAUUCCAGUUGUAAUUCCAGAGUUGCUUCAUGCAAAUAUUGACAUUCGCAUGCUCGCGUCACAGAAAAAUAUUUAUAAGAGUAUACUAUUCUAAUUUUCGACCUAAUUCAACGUCAGAAAAUUGGCCUUAAUUCGAAUUAAAGUCGCGUGUAUAAAGUCCGUAAUACGCAAAUGCAGCCUACACUACGCUGAUAUUGCGAGACUCAAGUGUGUCUCGAGUAGUAAGGGGGAAAAGGUGCGAAUUGAGAAGUUUCAAGCCUAUGUGUGUAUAGAGAAACGGAAUUUCGGGAAAAAAAAGGAUAGCAACGUUAGUCACGCUGGCUUACCUCAUUGAUGUUUAAGCACAGUGGACGAGUGGAUUUAUAAAUGCACAAUGCGUCAUCAUUCAUCAUUAUGAGAAAAGACCUUUUUUUAGAGGGAGGGGGGGGAUACGAUAGUUUUCGUGAUCGCGAUUCAUUGGACGUCUUUUAAGUUUAUUUUAUCGGACUAGAUUAUCAUAAAGAUUCGCUUUGAGAAUCAAUGGAAAAUUAUGUUUGAUUUGGUAAAACAAUGAUGGUAAAUUUAGAAUAUCUACGAUACAGAGUAUAAAAAACACAAAUAAAAUUAGCUUUCUUUGUAUUACUAAAAAAAUAAGGUUGAUACAUUUUUUAAAACUUAUACAAGUAUUGAUCUUUUUCAUCGAACAAGUUGAAAAUAUCGCACUACAAUAGAAUUUUUCUUCUUUAUAUUAUUCAAAGUAAAACAAUUACAAACCUUAUGAAGUCAUAGGAUUUUUGUGUGAAACAUCAAAAACAGCAGCAGUGAAAGAAAACUCGAAGGGCUGAUUCUAACAUUUUGAAGUCGUGCCGUCAACUUCGAUUAUCGAGAUAAAUCGUAUUAUUACGCUUCUCCGAUUUGCUGAGUGCUCUUCUGCUCGGAUGCGCGCGCAUAUUUACAUAACGCAAAAAUAAUUUUAAUCAAACAAAAUGGCUAAAGAAAGAGGUCUAUUUCAACUGAUUUUCAAAGAGUUCAUUAAAUCCAUUAGUCCAAAAUUUUCAAAACGUGUGCAUGUUGGUACAGAUUAUAUGGGAACAAAGUAUUAUGAAGUCCAUACACCCCAUUCAAUCAGAAGAAAAUCUAAUCGUUACUUUGAACCAGCUAAUAAAGAAGAUUUUGAACAAGAGCUUCCAGCUGAAUGGGAAGCUUGGUUGAGAAACCGCAGACGAGAACCACCAACUGAAGCUGAGGUGAAACAAAAUUAUGAGAUGAUAUUACUUAAAAGGAAAAAUGCAGCAGAAUUAGAAGCUACUUAUAUUAAAGAAACUGAUAGUGUGGCAGUUUUAGAUCCUAAAGGCAAGUCCUUGGACCAGCAUGCUUCUCUGAAUUAUCCAGUUUAUGAUGAAUAUAAGCAAUUUGGACGCAAUUAUCAACCUAAGUGGAAAAAGUAGAUGUUUGUAGAGUAAUUUUAAUUAUAAAUAAUAUUUAUUUUAAAGACUGAAAAAAUUGUGUAAAGAAUAAUUUGAGAAUUAAUUUUGUGAUUGUUUUUCUCACUGUUAAAAAUACAUUAAAUUUUAUUUUUAUGAAUCAAAGGUA